AUGGAUUACAAUAACAAACUUGAAAAACUGGCGUUACAAUUAUUCAGCGUAGAUGCUGUGAAGUUUGGUGAUUUUAUAACAAAAAGCGGGAUAAAUACACCGGUGUACUUUGACUUGAGGGUCAUUGUUAGUUAUCCUGACAUAAUGGUAUUGAUAACUACACUCCUGUACGAUAUUGUAGUCAAGGAUGCAAAAUGUGACCACCUUUGUGGUGUCCCAUACACUGCAUUACCAAUUGCUACACUUCUUAGCAUUCAGGCAAAAAUACCAAUGCUAAUGAGGCGAAAAGAGGCUAAAGGGUAUGGUACUAAAAAAAUGAUAGAAGGUCACUACAAACCUGGUCAAAAGUGUCUCAUAAUUGAAGAUGUAGUCACAUCUGGGUCAAGUAUUUUAGAAACUGUAAAAGACUUACAUAAAGAAGGUCUCAUAGCUACUGAAGCUGUAAUUAUUCUUGAUAGAGAGCAAGGUGGACGUCAAAAUCUUGAGGCAAAUAAAGUACACAUGAAAUCUUUGUUUACAAUGACAAAGUUUAUUGAAAUCUUAUUAGGCCAUGGCAAGAUCACUAAUGACACUGCUGUUAAAGUACAAGAUUACUUGAAAGGCACCCAAGCUCCACCUACUGAAUCUACAGUGAACCGCAUAUUGCUUCCAUACGAAAAACGAGCUGAGCUUGCAACUAGUCAAAUUGCCAAACGACUUUUUACCAUAAUGGCCACAAAAAAGUCCAACUUAUGCCUAUCCGUUGACUUGACUUCUUCUACAAAGAUACUUGAUUUAUUAGAGAAAGUUGGGGAGCAUGUUUGCUUAGUAAAAACGCACAUUGAUAUUAUCGAAGAUUUUACUGAUGUUUUUUUGAGGCAGCUUAAGCAACUUGCUGACCGUUUCAACUUCUUAAUACUAGAGGAUAGGAAAUUUGCUGACAUUGGUAAUACAGUUUCUUUGCAAUAUUUGAAAGGCUUGUACAAGAUUAGUGAAUGGGCAGAUUGUGUGACUGCACAUUCAUUACCUGGUGAAGGAAUUUUAAAAGCCCUUAACGGCUGUGUGAAUGGUGUCAAUAGAGGUGUGUUCUUACUGGCUGAAAUGAGCUGUGAGGGUAACCUUAUUAGUCCAGAUUAUACUGAAGCAUCAGUUAAAAUGGCAGAAAAAUAUCCAGACUUGAUAACCGGCUUUGUCUGCCAAAAGAAGGAAACAUUCAGUGAUCCAGGUCUUAUCCAGCUCACACCUGGUGUUCAACUAGAAAGCACUAAGGAUGACAUGGGUCAAGUGUAUAAUACUCCAGAGAAGGUGGUCCUGGACAAUGGUGCUGAUGUUAUUGUGGUAGGGAGAGGUAUAGUUACAGCAAAAAGUCCAGAAGCUCAAGUUGUCAUCUACAAAGAUACUCUCUGGAAAUGUUAUUUGAAAAGAGUAUCAGGAAAAAUAGAGUAAUGCUUUAUUUUUCAAUUGAUAUUCACUACCUAGUUAAGUUUCCUUUGUUAGAUUGAGAUGUUAUUUGAUAUUUAUAAAGUGUUUGUUGUACUCUAGCAUGGUGUGCAAUAGUCCAAUAGUAAAAUAAGCUGCACGUCUUUUAUAGACCAUUUAUAAUAAUAUUUAAAAUCAAUUUUGAUGAUUUACAAAGCAAAUUUGUAUACAUAUAUUUGCACUAAAUUUUUAGUUGCUUUUUAAAUUGCUAGAAAUAAUUAAUUAACAACAUAUCACUUUGUGCACAGAUAGUAUAU
Molecule: messenger RNA, 1715 nt
Organism: Hyposmocoma kahamanoa
Lineage: Eukaryota; Metazoa; Arthropoda; Insecta; Lepidoptera; Cosmopterigidae
Gene: r-l
Product: uridine 5'-monophosphate synthase
Exons: 4
Coding region: 1-1425 (474 amino acids)
Biological process (GO): 'de novo' UMP biosynthetic process; 'de novo' pyrimidine nucleobase biosynthetic process
Molecular function (GO): orotidine-5'-phosphate decarboxylase activity; orotate phosphoribosyltransferase activity
Source: RefSeq, a predicted model, not a curated record